Molecule: messenger RNA, 456 nt
Organism: Colletes gigas
Lineage: Eukaryota; Metazoa; Arthropoda; Insecta; Hymenoptera; Colletidae
Exons: 2
Coding region: 1-456 (151 amino acids)
Source: RefSeq, a predicted model, not a curated record
AUGGAACGUUCGAGGAUGGCAAAGCCCGCGACGAUCGCGAUCGUCCUUCUAGCUUGCAGCGUCUCGCGAUCGCAGGGAAACCACCGCGAGAACGAUUCGUGGAGAUCGAUCGGGAGAAGGGCACGAGCAGCAGCAGCAGGCGCAGCGGACGAGGCGAUCGCUCGAAUUUUUCGAAUUAUCUCGAGCGGCACGUCGAACGAGAAGGACGACGAGAUGUUGGUGAGCCUCGUCAAAGAGGAAAUCAUUCGCACGGCGCAAAGUAUAAAAACGCCGACCGGCUCCAUCGAGGCAGCCGCCAGAAGAGCUCAAAGGCUGGUCACCGAGUUGACGGAUGCUUACACGACCGUAAUUUACAAAUCGAAGACCACGGACGAGGCCAGAUUCAAUUUUGCGCGUUUCCAGAACACGGUGCAAAAGAUCGUAGACUUUAUAAAGAAGGGGCAGUUUGUGACUUGA